CACAGGUCCCUUUUCUUUGGCUACCACAAACUUGACCUUUCGAUUAUUAUAGUGUAAUAAUAUUGCCGCGUCGGACGCGCGGGACGGCGACUCAAGUGUAUUGUUUUAAAAAACUUUAUCGUAAUUGAUAUAAUGAUUCGAGCGUCCUCCGUCCUUCUAGUCAUUGCUUUGCUAGCGCCAACAAAUGAACAGAGCAUACCAAUAUCGCCAUGCCCCAAUGUAUUCCAGUAUGAACAGACUGGAUUCGAGCCAGGCCAGUGGUAUGGCGUUGUUAACCUGUCCACAGACAGCACUUUACAUUCGCUGUGGCUGAAUAUUGUGCUGGACAGCAAGGCGAAUAUAUUGGGGAACUGGGUCGGUGAUGUAACCACAAACGAUAACAUAGACUUCAAAAUCGAGAACACAAACAUGAAGAUCCACCCCGGCCCUGCGGUGGCCGUGCGCUUUUUCGUCAGAUACGAUAAACUGAGCAAAGCGCCCAGACUAAAAGCUAUUCGACUGAACGGCAGAGAGAUCUGUAACGCCAACAACCCGCAGCCAGCUGUCGACAGGCCUGAUAUAGUUUCCACUCCAGAAAUAACUGCUUCACGACCGGACAGCAGUUCAAGACCCGAUACUAGACCACUCGAUCGACCAGUUGAUCGACCAGUUGACCGACCAGUUGACCGACCGGUUGACCGACCAGUUGACAGGCCAGUAAAACGGCCAAGUGUGGAGAGCCGACCAGUUGACCGACCUGAAUCCAGACCAGACCAAAGCAGGCCGAAUGUUAGGCCGGAAGAUGUAAUCACAAAGCCUGUGUAUGGCCAGCCUUCAGGAGAAGGUCCGGUAUACACUCCUACCAGGAAUCCACCAAUACAACAAAGCAACGUGAAUCCUUAUAGCAUUAACAAGGGUGGUAGCCAGGCGCAAAUCGUAAAUGAGCGGCCUUACCAGAUCACCACUUCAACGUACCGGCCCAAGGAUGAUGAUGAGGAUGACAGGAAGCCAGACCCUAGCGACUAUUUCGAGGGAGGUCAACCCACCUUUAUCGUACCAGGUUCGAGUUCCAGCAGUAGCAACGAAUAUUCGGAUAACAAUAAUCGGAAUACAAGAGACCAAUGUGGCAAGGUUGUUAGAAACAACCCCAACCCCUUGGUGGUGAACGGGAAACCUACUUUGGAAGGGCAAUGGCCGUGGCAGAUUGCUUUGUAUCAAACGCAGACGGUAGACAACAAAUACAUUUGUGGAGGUACCCUCGUGACACACAAGCACAUCAUCACUGCAGCCCACUGUGUUACACUCAAGGAAUCGAGUAGGGUAGUCAACAAGAACACCCUGACUGUCUACCUGGGUAAACACAAUUUGAGGACUUCGGUGGAGGGAGUACAGAUCAGAUUGGUAGCAGAAAUCACAGUGCACCCACAAUACAACGCAUCCUCCUUCAGCAGGGACCUCAGCAUCUUGAGGCUGAGAGAAUCCGUGCAGUACACGGACUUUGUGAGACCAGCGUGCUUGUGGCCAGACAACCAAGUUGAUUUGAACAACGUCAUUGGGAAGAAGGGAUCGGUUGUUGGCUGGGGCUUCGACGAGACAGGCGUAGCAACAGAAGAGUUGACCCUGGUCGAGAUGCCCGUGGUCAACCAGGAAACUUGCAUUCGUUCCUACAGCGAAUUCUUUGCUAGGUUCACCUCAGACUAUACUUAUUGCGCCGGAUAUAGAGAUGGUACAUCAGUUUGCAACGGCGACAGCGGCGGCGGUAUGGUCUUCAAGAUGCACGACAUUUGGUACUUGCGCGGUCUUGUAUCACUGUCUGUGGCCAGGCACAACGAGUUCAGAUGCGACCCCACACAUUACGUUGUCUUCACCGACUUAGCCAAGUUCUUGCCUUGGAUCAAGGACCAUAUAAGCGACUAUUAAACGGCCUUAAAAUAUAAUUAGAUAACCUGAGGUAGAAGCGGCAUACGCGUAAAAACAUGUUCUGUUUGAAGUCAGUUAAUUUAGCUUGGUUGCGUUUAGUCGGUUAUGUUGCUAACUCUUUUCGGAUAAUGGUUUAAAUGUAUAUUCUAUCUUUGUCUAACGUGGAACGGCUUUAACUGCUAGUUUGUUCGCAUAUACCGUUUCUACGUCAAUUUAUGUAUCCUAAGUAAACAGCGCCAUCUUUUAUCGUGAUUCGUAACUAAUGUAUUAGAAUUGACCGUCUGAGAUUAUUAAAUAAAAUUGUAAAUCGAUUCUUGGGUGAUAAGCUUGAGCUUAUUGUUCUAACUGCACUUUGCCCUUAAAAGCUCUCUGUUUCUUAUGAAUUAAAAUAUACGUAGUAAAUUUUAAGACAAGAUCGAAGUUUCUAUCAAAGCCUAUUUCUAGACCUUAUGCACAGAAAAUUGUGUUUUAAAUAACUUUUUUUAUUUGCUCAAAAAAUUGACUGUUUAAUUUAUAACAGACCUUAUAAUUAUUAAUACUGUUGUAAG
This is a messenger RNA of Colias croceus (clouded yellow), 2447 nucleotides long. Its product is annotated as serine protease 7-like. The record is from RefSeq and is a predicted model, not a curated record. Gene Ontology annotation, biological process: proteolysis. The transcript has 10 exons. Bases 133 to 1899 code for a protein of 588 amino acids. NCBI's taxonomy places the organism in Eukaryota, Metazoa, Arthropoda, Insecta, Lepidoptera, Pieridae. Gene Ontology annotation, molecular function: serine-type endopeptidase activity.